Populus trichocarpa (black cottonwood) is the source of this 1825-nucleotide messenger RNA. Its product is annotated as glycerol-3-phosphate 2-O-acyltransferase 6. The transcript is spliced from 2 exons. Bases 189 to 1682 code for a protein of 497 amino acids. Lineage: Eukaryota; Viridiplantae; Streptophyta; Magnoliopsida; Malpighiales; Salicaceae. Gene Ontology annotation, cellular component: membrane. The record is from RefSeq and is a predicted model, not a curated record. Gene Ontology annotation, molecular function: phosphatase activity; glycerol-3-phosphate 2-O-acyltransferase activity. Gene Ontology annotation, biological process: cutin biosynthetic process.
UAACUUGUCCAGGCAAUCUUUCUCCUCUCUUCUUUUAUAUACCCUUCUCCUCUAUCUCUCUCCCUCACUCUUCUUAACACGACAUAACUUACAAAAAAAACACACACACACACAAACACACAAUAAAUUAACAGUCCCUUCUUCUCCCUCCCUCUCUCGCUCGCUCUCUCUCUCUCUACUCCUCUCUCAUGGUAAUGGGGGCUCAUCGCCAUUUUGAACCAAUAGCAAAAUGUAGCACAGAGGGACGAUCAAAUCAGACUGUGGCUGCCGACCUGGAUGGAACACUUCUUGUAUCAAGAAGUGCUUUUCCAUACUUCUUGCUUGUUGCUAUUGAAGCUGGGAGUCUCUUAAGAGGACUAAUUCUCUUAGCAUCAGUCCCAUUUGUAUACUUUACGUACUUAUUUAUAUCAGAGGCAAUGGCAAUCAAGACUUUCAUCUUCAUUGCCUUUGCGGGACUUAAAAUAAGAGACAUUGAGCUUGUUUCAAGGUCUGUCUUGCCAAAGUUUUAUGCUGAUGAUGUUCAUCCAGAAACUUGGAGGGUGUUCAAUUCUUUUGGAAAAAGAUACAUUGUUACUGCUAAUCCUAGGAUUAUGGUCGAGCCAUUUGUCAAGACCUUUUUAGGGGCUGACAAGGUUCUUGGCACUGAAUUAGAGGCUACAAAAUCUGGAAGAGCAACUGGGUUUAUCAAGAAACCUGGAGUUCUUGUUGGAGAUCAUAAAAGAGAUGCUCUCUUAAAAGAGUUUGGCACAAAUUUGCCUGAUUUAGGCCUGGGAGACCGCGAAACUGACCAUGACUUCAUGUCCAUUUGCAAGGAAGGAUAUAUGGUGCCAGGAACCAAGUGUGAGCCUCUAGCAAGAAACAAGCUUCUAAGCCCUGUCAUAUUCCACGAUGGCCGGUUAGUUCAAAGGCCUACUCCUUUGGCUGCCCUUUUGACCUUCUUAUGGAUGCCAAUUGGUAUUAUUCUCUCCAUACUUAGAGUCUACCUUAACAUCCCUUUGCCCGAGAGACUUGCCUGGUACACUUAUAAGCUACUAGGAAUUAGAGUUAUUGUCAAGGGUACCCCUCCACCCCCUCCAGGAAAAGGCUACAGUGGAGUCCUCUUUGUUUGCAAUCAUCGUACUGUCUUAGACCCAGUUGUCACUGCUGUUGCACUAGGAAGAAAAAUUAGUUGUGUCACCUAUAGCAUAAGCAAGUUCACUGAAAUUAUUUCACCCAUUAAAGCUGUUGCUUUAUCAAGGGAGAGAGACAAAGAUGCUGCUAACAUUAAGCGACUGCUUGAAGAAGGUGACCUGGUCAUUUGCCCUGAAGGAACCACAUGUAGAGAGCCAUUUCUCUUGAGAUUUAGUGCUCUUUUUGCUGAGCUUACUGAUAGGAUUGUGCCAGUUGCUAUCAAUACAAAACAAAGUGUGUUUCAUGGCACGACGGUUCGAGGGCACAAACUGUUGGACCCUUAUUUUGUGUUCAUGAAUCCAAUGCCAACAUAUGAGGUCACCUUCUUGAAUCAGCUGCCCAAAGAGCUUACUUGCAAAGGAGGCAAAUCAGCCAUUGAAGUUGCAAAUUACAUACAAAGGGUGCUGGCUGGGACACUUGGAUUUGAGUGCACUAACUUGACCAGGAAGGACAAGUAUGCUAAGCUUGCAGGAACAGACGGCCGUGUUCUAUCUAAGAAGGAAAAUGCUUGAGGAAAAUUCUCCAAAAAGCAAAAAAAGAAAAUUCAUCAUUUAAUUUCUCUACUGCUUUUUCAUCAUUUAAUUUCUCUACUGGUUUUUUAUAUGUUUGAAACAUUGUUAUAACAAUAAAAAUUGAUAAUUGUUAUUGUGAUUAA